AUGUCGUCCUCGGAUCUCGAUGCAUUCAUGGAUGCCAUACGGGACCAAUACAAGAGUUUGGACACCCUUGGUCUUGACCUAACCACCUGUCACUACGUGCAAGACCAGCGUGUAUCUGAUCGCAUUGCGACGCUUGGCGACUUGCCCAAUCUGGAGCAGCUAUGGAUCACUACAUGCAGCUUCGCCGAUGACGAGGAAGAUAACAUCGAUAACAGUGAGAGUCAGGGCCACAACAGUAAUGAGAGCGACACAGAUGGCAGUAACUUGGCAGAACAUGAGGUCUUCGAGACCUUUCUCCCAAGUCUUCCUGAUCUGCUGGAUAUGGCCCAACGCAUCAAGAUGGGAGGUCUGAGAAAUCUGCGGGAGAUUGGUCUGAGCAGGGGACAGUGGGACGAUGAGCUUGAGGAGGCGUUCGCGGACUACGUCCCGGUGCGAACGACAGUUGACCCACGCCCUGCCAUGUGGUAG
Messenger RNA from Colletotrichum aenigma, 468 nucleotides. RefSeq lists its product as uncharacterized. The record is from RefSeq and is a predicted model, not a curated record. NCBI's taxonomy places the organism in Eukaryota, Fungi, Ascomycota, Sordariomycetes, Glomerellales, Glomerellaceae. The transcript is spliced from 2 exons. The coding region runs from base 1 to 468 and encodes 155 amino acids.